UGUAAAAGGCAGGUACCGGCGGCCGUGCGGCCUCGCUUUCCGCAGCGUUUGUCGGCAGAGGCGGCAGCAUGGUUCCGGGCUGUGGCAGCUCGCUCCGCUUCUUCAGCGCCAGCGUGGUCAGGGUCUGCCGCCUGCACACCAGCGCCCCGAGAAAUGAGGCUGUGGUCAUCUCGGGGAGAAGGCUUGCAAGGCAGAUCCGAGGAGAGGCGAAGCUUGACGUGGAACGCUGGGUUGCUGAUGGGAACAGGAGGCCACAUCUCAGUGUUGUCCUGGUCGGAGACAACCCAGCCAGCCACUCCUACGUGAAAAACAAAACCAAAGCUGCUGCUGAUGUGGGUAUCACAAGUGAGACCAUUCUGAAGCCAGCUAGCAUCACUGAGGAAGAGCUGCUGGAGUUAAUUAACAAGCUCAACAAUGAUAAUAAAGUUGAUGGGUUGCUUGUCCAGCUUCCUUUACCCGAACACCUCAAUGAGCGCAAGAUCUGUAAUGCCGUGUCUCCCACUAAAGACGUGGACGGGUUUCAUGUGAUCAACGUUGGCCGCAUGUGCCUUGACCAGAGCUCCAUGCUGCCGGCAACGCCCUGGGGAGUCUGGGAAAUAAUCCAACGAACAGGAAUUCCAACUCUAGGGAAGAAUGUGGUUGUUGCUGGGCGGUCAAAAAACGUCGGAAUGCCCAUCGCCAUGCUCCUGCACACAGACGGCACACACGAGAGACCCGGAGGAGAUGCUACAGUGACUAUCUCUCAUCGCUACACACCAAAAGACCAGCUGAGGGAGCACACUAAGCUCGCUGACAUUAUUGUGGCUGCAGCAGGUAUCCCCAACCUGAUUACAGCUGACAUGAUUAAAGAAGGAGCUGCUGUCAUUGAUGUUGGCAUCAACCGUGUCCAGGACCCGGUCACUGGGAAACCCAGGCUUGUGGGUGAUGUUGAUUUUGAAGGGGUAAAGAAGAAGGCCAGUUUUAUAACACCAGUGCCAGGCGGAGUUGGCCCAAUGACUGUCGCCAUGCUAAUGAAGAACACCAUCAUUGCAGCCAAGAAGCUUCUGAAGCAGCGGGAGAACUGAAUAAAUUGUCACCCUGCACUGGAGCAGCGGAAGUGGCCCAGAGCCCUGCCAAACAUUCCAAUGUACUGUUUACACCUCCCCAUACCAAAGGCUGAGAGCUGAACAGUUAUUUAUCGCACUGUCCUUGAAGCAACUGGGUUUUCCUGUUUGCAUUGAAUGUAAUUUAUUUGGGAGGACCUUAGUUAAGAGACUAAGGAAUGUGCAAUUUUAUAAGUUUGUUACUAAGCAGCUUCCCACACCCACGCCAUUCUGUCAGUUGUUCAGUAUAUGUAAAUGAUACAAAAAAAGCUUAUUUUAUUGCCAAGUUGUUUGAAGUUGCAGUGAGGAGACCAAAGUGGAGAGAGGAUUCCAGUGUGCAAAGGUGGUGUUUUGAAGGAUUUUGUGAAGGAAAUCCAGCAGAAGUCUUGCUGUGUAGUCUUUAGACUACUUGGGGGAAUAUUGUAAAGUACAGAAUAGCACGAAGUGAUUAACUUCGGGAGUAAAGUUACCUUUGCCACUUGGCAGUAACCUGCUAUGGUGCACCUGGAGGGGAAGCAAACUGAAUUUGUUUAGAUAGUUUUGAUCCUGAGCUCGAUGCAGAUGUACUAACUGCCUGUGCCAAUCCUGAAAAUGCAGCACUUGAGGUUGGUGAUUAAUGUGUUAACACAGCAGCACACGUUGGAAUUGGAGCUUCUAAUAUCGGCUGAGUGCCAGCUGAAGAUCUGACAGCUCUCCUCCCCUAUCCAAGUAUCAGCUGGUGGCUACUCAAAGCCUGCUGUCUGUAUACUUUGUGUGAGGUGAGGAAACAAAAGCUAAGCUCUGUUCCAGAAGCAGUUCGUAAUAAAUGUUGGCAUAAUAAGGAAUGGUUGUCUUGUGUUUCAUGAGUUCCAAGACAAUGUGGUGGUGGGUUUGAUGUCACACCCUGGAAACAAGGUGGAUCUAUGGUCCACCUGAACAGGAUUCACUUGGCUGAAUGAUGUCACAAUAACUUGAUCGAUAUUUGCAAGAAGCUAAAUCUUCAGGGUCACCUUAGCUAGUUUGACGGUCAAUUUGCAGGGUCUGCAUUUUAUUGUAAUGAUGGAGCAACUUGUCCAUGAGUUGCUGUACGCUCCAGUAGAACCUGAAUUUCAUUGCGUUGCCAUAUGUUCAAAUAUUGGCAAAGCAUAAUGUAUGAUGUGCCCUGUUUGUUGCAGGAAUGCAGUGAGCUGUGCAAUAAAGCUGUUAAAUGUUCAAAAGUAAA
Pristis pectinata (smalltooth sawfish) is the source of this 2283-nucleotide messenger RNA. Its product is annotated as bifunctional methylenetetrahydrofolate dehydrogenase/cyclohydrolase, mitochondrial-like. Lineage: Eukaryota; Metazoa; Chordata; Chondrichthyes; Rhinopristiformes; Pristidae. The record is from RefSeq and is a predicted model, not a curated record. Gene Ontology annotation, cellular component: mitochondrion. Bases 69 to 1064 code for a protein of 331 amino acids. Gene Ontology annotation, molecular function: methenyltetrahydrofolate cyclohydrolase activity; methylenetetrahydrofolate dehydrogenase (NADP+) activity; methylenetetrahydrofolate dehydrogenase (NAD+) activity. The transcript has 8 exons. Gene Ontology annotation, biological process: tetrahydrofolate interconversion.